This is a messenger RNA of Pyrus x bretschneideri (Chinese white pear), 453 nucleotides long. Its product is annotated as phytosulfokines. The record is from RefSeq and is a predicted model, not a curated record. The coding region runs from base 54 to 311 and encodes 85 amino acids. Gene Ontology annotation, molecular function: growth factor activity. Gene Ontology annotation, biological process: cell population proliferation. The transcript is spliced from 2 exons. Gene Ontology annotation, cellular component: extracellular region. NCBI's taxonomy places the organism in Eukaryota, Viridiplantae, Streptophyta, Magnoliopsida, Rosales, Rosaceae.
ACCUCACCAUACAAUACUGCUAGCUAGCUCCCAGGUCAUCGUUUUAAUCAAUCAUGCCGUCCAAGCUCACCAGCCUCUGUGUGGUUGCCCUCCUCCUCUUCCUCUCAUUAUUCAGCACGACAGCGCGGCCGUUGCCUUCUUCUUCUUGUGAUGUCAGUGCAGUGAAAGUUCAACAUGAGUUGAAGGAUGUUGAGGUAGAAAAAGCCAUGGUGGAGGAAAGUUGUGAAGGAGUUGGGGAAGAUGAGUGCCUAAUGAGAAGAACUCUUGCGGCUCAUAUUGAUUACAUCUAUACGCAGAAGCGCAAGCCAUAAUUAAUUUUUCAUUUCAUAUGUAAUUAUGUAUCAUCUUUCUUGAUUAGUCUUGUUGAUUCUUCUAUACCUUACUAAUUUAUUUUAGGAAUUUUUCUUUGUACUAGCCGGUGUAAUAUUACAGAUAGUUGUGGUGGUUCUUCAA